Molecule: messenger RNA, 917 nt
Organism: Anoplophora glabripennis (Asian longhorned beetle)
Lineage: Eukaryota; Metazoa; Arthropoda; Insecta; Coleoptera; Cerambycidae
Gene: EMC8-9
Product: ER membrane protein complex subunit 8/9 homolog
Exons: 3
Coding region: 235-837 (200 amino acids)
Cellular component (GO): EMC complex
Source: RefSeq, a predicted model, not a curated record
GGUAUAUGAUUUUGAUUAUUUACUUCUUGUCAAUUUUGGAUUUUAAGAUUUCCAAAUAGAAUUAAUUAGUAAAACAUCGACGGUUUUAUAAGUGACUUUAAAUUAUACCGCAAAGUGACCGGAAUCUGUGAAGAAAAUAUAUAGCUGAAAUUAAGUGGGAAUUUCAACAUCCAUAUUUUCAACUAUUUUAUAGAUAUUUGGCGUCUCAUUUUUAUUUAACUUGGUCUUUAAAAAAUGACUAAUAUAAAAUUCAGUGGAAAAGCUUAUUGUAAAAUGAUUCUUCAUGCUAUGAAGUAUCCACAUUGUACAGUAAAUGGAGUACUUUUAGCCAAAACAUCGUCCUUGGGUGAGAAAGAAGUGGAGUUUGUCGACAGUAUGCCAUUAUUUCACAUAUGUGUUAAUCUUACUCCUAUGGCAGAAAUUGCCUUAAUGCAGAUUGAUGAACUUGCGUCAAAGAAAGGUUUAACAAUAGCAGGAUAUUAUAUUGUCCCAGAUAAUAUUUCAAGAGAUAAUGUAUUUGAAAAAUCUUACCAUCGAAUAGCUGAAAAAAUUGCUUCCAACUGUAAUAAAUCCUACCUAGUUAUUGUUAACAGUACAAACACCACCAUACACAAAGGAAAUGUUGCACUUAAAAUAGCGCAACUUGUAGAUGGGAAUUAUAAGCCUUGCGAAAACCCUAAUAUUUCUUUUGGUACUAGUGAUACUAUCAACGCAUGUAUAAGUUUAGUAGAAAAUGCAGCUUUUAAGAAACUAGUAGAUUUUGACAACCAUUUAGAUAAUGUUAGUUUAGAUUGGACAAAUGAUGUAAUAAAUAAGGAAAUUGAAUAUUUAUUGUAAAUUGUAAUUAAAAAAAAUUUAUGUGUUGGAAGAAAUAUAUAUAUUAAUACUUUGUAAGCCUAUUGCUAAUUAUUUAUAGU